Molecule: messenger RNA, 2367 nt
Organism: Suhomyces tanzawaensis NRRL Y-17324
Lineage: Eukaryota; Fungi; Ascomycota; Pichiomycetes; Serinales; Debaryomycetaceae
Gene: RAD3
Product: TFIIH/NER complex ATP-dependent 5'-3' DNA helicase subunit
Exons: 1
Coding region: 1-2367 (788 amino acids)
Biological process (GO): transcription by RNA polymerase II; nucleotide-excision repair; positive regulation of mitotic recombination
Cellular component (GO): nucleus
Molecular function (GO): ATP binding; hydrolase activity, acting on acid anhydrides, in phosphorus-containing anhydrides; damaged DNA binding
Source: RefSeq, a predicted model, not a curated record
AUGAAGUUCUACAUCGAUGACUUACCCGUCCUAUUCCCAUACCCAAGAAUAUAUCCUGAGCAGUAUGCCUAUAUGAGUGACAUCAAGAAGACCUUGGAUGUAGGGGGCAACUGUAUAUUGGAAAUGCCAUCGGGAACAGGCAAAACAGUAUCGUUACUUUCAUUGACGGUAGCUUACCAGAUGCAUUAUCCAGAACACCGCAAGAUCGUGUAUUGUUCCCGUACCAUGUCGGAGAUCGAAAAAGCGUUGAUCGAGUUGCAAUCGUUGAUGGAUUACAGAACCAGCGAGUUGGGGUACGUGGAGGAUUUCCGUGGUAUGGGUUUGACGUCCAGAAAGAACUUGUGCCUCCAUCCCACCAUAUCCAAGGAGAGAAAGGGAACAGUUGUCGAUGAGAAGUGCAGACGGAUCACCAACGGCCAAUUGAAGGCCAAAAUCGAAAAGGGAGCGUUGAGUGAAGAGGAGCAGAACAUCAACCCUGAAAACAGCGCAUUGUGCUCCUUCCACGAGAAACUUAAUGACCUUGAACAACACAACUUAAUACCCCCUGGAGUGUACUCCUUCGAUUCUUUAAUCAAAUACUGCAAACAGGAAGGCACAUGUCCAUAUUUCACGGUCAGAAGAAUGAUUCCCUUUUGUAACGUGGUCAUUUAUUCUUAUCAUUAUCUUUUGGAUCCAAAAAUUGCAGAAAGAGUGUCCAAGGAGCUUUCAAAAGACAGCAUCAUUAUUUUUGACGAAGCGCAUAACAUUGAUAACGUUUGUAUCGAAUCCUUAUCCUUGGAUCUAACUGAUGAUGCACUAAAAAGAGCCUCCAGAGGAGCAAAUAAAUUGGGAGAAGCAAUCGAUGAGAUGAAGGCCCAAGAUAGUGAAAAGCUACAGAACGAGUAUGAGAAGUUGGUCGAGGGCUUACGACAAGCAGAAGUUGAUCGAGAAGAAGAGCUAUUCAUGAGCAAUCCAGUUUUGCCGCAGGAUUUAUUGGAUGAAGCAAUACCCGGAAAUAUCAGAAAAGCCGAACAUUUCGUUUCAUUCUUGAAGAGAUUCAUCGAAUACUUGAAAACAAGAAUGAAGGUGUUACACGUCAUCAGCGAAACGCCAGUUAGUUUCCUACAACAUUUGAAGGAGCUCACAUUUAUUGAUAGGAAGCCUUUAAGAUUUUGUUCUGAAAGAUUGUCAUUAUUGGUUAGAACGUUGGAACUCAAUGAAAUUGAAGAUUUUAAUGCUCUUAAAGAUAUAGCGACAUUUGCCACAUUAGUUUCCACCUAUGAAACCGGAUUCCAAUUGAUUCUCGAACCUUUCGAGACAGAAGGCUCCACUGUGCCAAAUCCAAUUCUUCACUUUAUUUGCUUAGAUGCAUCAAUUGCUAUCAAACCUGUAUUUGAAAGGUUUUCAUCAGUGAUUAUCACCUCUGGUACUAUAUCCCCCUUAGACAUGUACCCCAAGAUGCUUAACUUUCAAACGGUGAUCCAAGAAUCCUAUACUAUGACCUUGGCGAGAAGAUCGUUCUUGCCGCUUAUUGUCACUAAAGGCUCUGAUCAGGUUUCUAUUUCUUCCAGAUUUGAAAUUAGAAACGAUCCAUCUGUUGUCAGAAACUACGGGUCUCUUUUAAUCGAAUUUGCUAAGAUCACGCCUGAUGGUAUGGUUGUUUUCUUCCCUUCAUACUUAUACAUGGAAUCGAUUAUUUCCAUGUGGCAAAAUAUGGGUGUAUUGGAUGAGGUUUGGAAGUACAAGUUGAUCUUAGUGGAGACUCCUGAUGCCCAAGAAACUUCCUUGGCUUUGGAAACGUACAGAAAGGCGUGUUCAAAUGGUAGAGGUGCAAUUUUGCUCUCUGUUGCUCGUGGUAAGGUAAGUGAAGGGAUCGAUUUUGAUCACCAUUAUGGACGUACAGUACUUAUGAUUGGUAUCCCAUUCCAAUAUACCGAGUCCAGAAUUCUUAAGGCAAGAUUGGAGUUCAUGAGAGACCACUUCCAGAUUAGGGAGAAUGACUUCUUGUCUUUCGAUGCCAUGAGGCAUGCAGCCCAAUGUUUGGGUAGAGUCUUGAGAGGUAAAGAUGAUUACGGGAUUAUGGUUUUGGCGGACAGAAGAUUCUCCAAAAAGAAGAGUCAAUUGCCUAAAUGGAUUGCUCAGGCGCUCAGAGAUUCAGAUACCAAUUUGUCUACUGAUAUGGCAUUAGCAACAGCAAAGACUUUCUUAAGAAGUUUGGCACAACCUGCCAAUCCAAAGGACCAAGAAGGGGUUUCUGUUUGGGAUCUCGAGCAAUUGGAGAACUUUCAAAAACAGCAUCAGAAAAAGAUCGAGGCAGAAGAGGCAAACGAGAAGUCGAAGAACGACGAUUUUAUGGACAUCGAUGAUGAUGAUUUUGACUUAUUAUAG